Molecule: messenger RNA, 867 nt
Organism: Eimeria mitis
Lineage: Eukaryota; Apicomplexa; Conoidasida; Eucoccidiorida; Eimeriidae
Product: SAG family member
Exons: 4
Coding region: 1-867 (288 amino acids)
Source: RefSeq, a predicted model, not a curated record
AUGAACGCGGCCCGCAGUCUCGUCGGCUUCGCCGACCUCACAGUGGGACAGGCUGAUAACGAUAAGCUUCCAAUAGAUGAAGCUACCGCCAAAACAGCCUUAACCGGAACUGCUUACGUGAACUCAGUGUGCGCGGCGCUGAAGUCUACUGAAGUCUCUCCUGCACAGUCAGCCGCGCUUGAUGGCACCUACGCAUACGCUGUUCAAGACAGUGCUGACUGCGAAGCAGCUGUGGAGUACUGGAAAGAAGCCUUCCCCAACUUCAAGGGUCUGCCCCCGCAAUACACAGAUGGUGCAGAGCUAUACAAGAACCCUCAAAAUGUUUCCUUCAUUUCCCUCUUCAACCCGCAAGAAAACCCCAAAGUAGACUGCGCAUACUUCACCUGCCCAGCACAACAGGAUUCGAAGAAGCAAAAAAGUGAACCUGUCGAGGACGAAGAGGCAGAACCCCCUACAGAAGAAGAUUCACCGACCGUUGACGAAGGGGAGCCAGAUUCAAAUCCGGGCACGACAAACCCCAAAGUAGACUGCGCAUACUUCACCUGCCCAGCACAACAGGAUUCGAAGAAGCAAAAAAGUGAUCCUGUCGGCAACGACGGGACAGAUCCCCCUGGAGAAGGAGAUUUACCGAGCGUUGACGAAGGGGAGCCAGAUUCAAGACCGGAAGACGAGGAUGAGAGCACGACGGACAAAGAAGUGAAGGCUCUUCUUUGCGUCACCACCCCCAAUGCCCUGACGACCAACAAUGCCCCAUACACGCAAGUCCAAUGGGAUCAGAUCACCGCUGGAUUCAACAAAAACGCUGCGCCUGCAUUGUCUACGUUCCUUGGCUUCGCUGCAGUAGCAGUCAGCUGUCUUCUCCUGUGA